This is a messenger RNA of Fundulus heteroclitus (mummichog), 1773 nucleotides long. Its product is annotated as E3 ubiquitin/ISG15 ligase TRIM25-like. Bases 6 to 1664 code for a protein of 552 amino acids. The record is from RefSeq and is a predicted model, not a curated record. Gene Ontology annotation, molecular function: protein binding; zinc ion binding. The transcript has a single exon. Lineage: Eukaryota; Metazoa; Chordata; Actinopteri; Cyprinodontiformes; Fundulidae.
CCAAAAUGGAGCAGCAAGGACUACAACUGGACAAGAAAUUUUUCUCCUGUUCGAUCUGUCUGGAUCUACUGAAGGAUCCGGUGACUAUUCCCUGUGGACACAGCUACUGUAUGAAGUGUGUUAAAACCCACUGGGAUAAACAGGAUCACAAAGGAAUCCACAGCUGCCCUCAGUGCAGGAAAACUUUUGUACCGAGACCUCUUCUGGAAAAGAACACCAUGUUAGCAGCUUUAGUGGAGCAGCUGAAGAAGACUGGACACCAAAUCCCUCCUGAAACUGGACCUGAAGAUGUGGCCUGUGAUUUCUGCUCUGGAAAAAAGGUGAAUGCCAUCAAGUCCUGUUUAGUCUGUCUGGCCUCUUUCUGUGAGAAACACCUUCAGCCUCAUUUUGACAUGAGUCCACUAAAGAAACACAAGCUGGCGGAGCCCUCCAAGAACCUCCAGGAGAACAUCUGCUCUCGUCAUGAUGAGGUGAUGAAGAUGUUCUGUCGUACUGAUCAGAAGUGUAUCUGUUAUCUCUGCCCUGUGGAUGAACAUAAAGGCCACGACACAGUGUCAGCUGCAGCAGAAAGGACUGAGAGGCAGAGAGAGCUGGAGGUGAGACGAGAAAACAUCCAGCAGAGAAUCCAGGACAGAGAGAAAGAUGUGAAGCUGCUUCAACAGGAGCUGGAGGCCAUCAAGCACUCUGCUGAUAAAACAGUGGAGGACAGUGAGAAGAUCUUCACUCAGCUGAUCCGUCUCAUCCAGAAAAGAAGCUCUGAUGUGAAGCAGCAGAUCAGAUCCCAGCAGGAAACUGAAGGGAGUCGAGUCAAAGAGCUUCAGGAGAAGCUGGAGCAGGAGAUCACUGAGCUGAAGAGGAAAGACGCUGAGCUGAAGCAGCUCUCAGACACAGAGGAUCACAACCAGUUUCUCCACAACUACCCCUCACUGUCAGCACUCAGUGAGUCUACACACUCAUCCAGCAUCAAGAUCCGUCCUCUGAGCUACUUUGAGGAUGUGACAGCAGCUGUGUCAGAGCUCAGAGAUCAACUACAGGACAUCCUGAGCGAUAAGUCUAAAAUCUUCUCACCAUCAAUAAUUGAGGUGGAUCCAGUAAUAAAAAAAGAGCUAAAGAGCAGAGCUGACUUUUUAGAACAUUCAUGUACCAUCACACUGGAUCCGAACACAGCACACACACAGCUGGUACUGUCAGAGGGCAACAGGAGGGUCACACUAGUCAGUCAACCUCAGUCUUAUUCUAGUCAUCCAGACAGAUUCACUGGUUGUUGUCAGAUCCUGAGUAGAGAGAGUCUGACUGGAUGUUGUUACUGGGAGGUGGAGUGGAGAGGGAGAGGUGGGUUUGUAGCUGUUUCAUACAAGAAUAUCAACAGAACAGGGGGUGGAUCUGAAUGUGCAUUUGGACGCAAUAACAAAUCUUGGGCGCUGGAUUGUUACCAAAACAGGUACACAUUUUUCCACAAGAAAAUCAAGACCCCCAUCUCAGGUCCUGGUUCCUCCAGAAUAGGAGUGUACCUGGAUCACAGAGCAGGUAUUCUGUCCUUCUACAGCGUCUCUGAAACCAUGACUCUCCUCCACAGAGUCCAGACCACCUUCACUCAGCCGCUGCAUGCUGGAGUUUGGAUUUAUUACUCCAAAGACACUGCAGAGUUCUGUAAACUCAGGUAGACGGGUUAUUAGCGGCUGAGUCUUUCCCCUUCAGCUCAAGUUUAUUGCAACACCUGUUUUUUUGCUGCUGUUUCUAUAAACUUGCAUUUGAAAUAAAAAUGUAUUGUAC